UAUCAUCUCAUGCCCUUUUUACACUCCAUUCUUCCUUUGGGCUUCAUUGAUUGGAAUUCCCUUUUCAUGCAAUCUAGAAGAAACAAAAGUCUGCUACAUGAAAAGGGAGAGGGUAAAUUUAAAUCACACAUGCAUGCUCAGAAGUCGGCAAAGGAAGAGAACGUGCCGCCGAGAGAGGGAGGGAGGGAGAGAAAAAAGAAGGAAGACAUGUAGUCAAAUGUCCCACCGGAAAAUAGAAGAAGAAGUAGUAGAAGAAGAAGAAGGAUUUCAACCCGUGCCAUUAGAUUCCCAUCUCCAAUCUCAUCCUCAUCCUCAUUCUCGUUCCUAUCUUCAUCGCGAGAAAGAAAUUAAAAAGGGGAGUUCUUAUUUUACAACACAACACGAAAAUCCACCCUUCCUCGCACCAGAAGUGAAAAAAAAAGAUGGAGAGGAGGUUUCCCCCCGCCAUGACCUCCUCUUCGGAUCGAUGCCCCCCACUCCUCAGGAUCCCGCAGCGGGAGAUGACUUCCCUGGGACAACGGUCUUCCUCCUAGGGAUCUGGCCUUUGCUCGCGCUCGUCAUCCACUCCGGCGACGACGGCGCCGGGAGGAGGAGGUGGUGGUGGUGGUGAGGAGGAUCUGUCUUCUGUUGGUGCGGGGACGCAACACGGAGAGAAGGAGAGGGGAUUCGGGAUGGAGGUGGAGAUCGAGAUCGAGCGGUUCGGCCGCUGUCGUCACUGCUGCUGUUGUCGGCUUCGAUUCU
This is a messenger RNA of Dissoconium aciculare CBS 342.82, 741 nucleotides long. RefSeq lists its product as uncharacterized. The coding region runs from base 98 to 610 and encodes 170 amino acids. Lineage: Eukaryota; Fungi; Ascomycota; Dothideomycetes; Mycosphaerellales; Dissoconiaceae. The record is from RefSeq and is a predicted model, not a curated record. The transcript has a single exon.